AUUGGUGCUUAGAUUUCUAUCACUAUUUACUAACAUCAAAUUUUCUGAUUUUUUAUUUAUUUGGUAAUUGACGUUAACCAAACUUUCAGUGACAGAAAAUCUGUGGUUACAACCAAAUCUCUUUCUUUAAUUUCUUGUCAUAUACUCAUAUUAGUUGAUUUCUGAUUCUACCUAAUUUCUUAAAAAGUUUCAGCCUUUGAUCCCAGCUAAUUUUUCUUUUUGUGUGUCAACAGCUAAAUUGUUUAUAGGACAAAAUUUGGUUUUUCUGGAAUCCUCUAGAUUCUUGGACACAAGUAAAUUUGAGGUUGACUUGGAGUCAUCAAGAUUUUGAUUUCCAAGGGGCAUGUAAUGAAAUGUCACCUACCUAACAGAGAAUCAUUUACUUUGCUAGAUUCUGUAUACACACACACAUUCUUUUAUGUACUUGUGAAGCUCAGAAACUCAAGAAACCUUCACUGACAUCUCUCAAUGAUGUCUGAAGAUGGCUACAACACAGAUUUUCCAAGAAACCCUCUUUACAUCUUCUUUAGUGAUUUCAGAUCAGUUCUGAAAUUUGAUGAACUCGGUUUGGAGAUAGCUCGAAUAGCUUUACCUGCAGCACUUGCUUUAACAGCUGAUCCUAUUGCAUCUCUAGUCGACACAGCCUUCAUAGGCCAAAUUGGUCCUGUAGAGCUUGCUGCAGUUGGAGUUUCAAUUGCUUUGUUCAACCAAGUUUCAAGAAUCGCUAUUUUCCCACUCGUUAGCAUCACAACUUCCUUUGUAGCAGAGGAAGAUGCUUGUAGUUCUCAGCAAAACACAGUCCAAGAUCAUAAAGAAUGUAUUGAAAUUGGUGUUAACAAUACAAAAGAGGAAACUCAAGAACUGAUUCCUGAAAACAACAAAGAUUCUAUAUCAGAUGAAUCUAAAACCAGUUGCAGUAUCUUUAGCGUUAGUAAAUCUCCAGUCAAGAAAAGGAACAUACCAUCAGCUUCAUCUGCUUUAAUCAUUGGAGGCAUUCUUGGCCUUCUUCAAGCUGUGUUACUUAUAUCCGCAGCGAAGCCUCUCUUGAGUUUCAUGGGAGUUAAACAUGAUUCUCCAAUGUUGAGACCUGCUCAGAGGUAUCUAUCUCUAAGAUCACUUGGUGCACCUGCUGUUCUUCUCUCACUUGCGACUCAAGGCGUUUUCCGCGGUUUUAAAGACACGACUACUCCAUUAUACGCAACUGUGAUUGGAGAUGUUACAAACAUAAUACUCGACCCGAUUUUCAUAUUUGUUUUCCGCUUAGGCGUAACAGGAGCAGCCACUGCUCAUGUUAUAUCCCAGUACCUUAUGUGUGGAAUACUCUUGUGGAAACUGAUGGGUCAAGUUGAUAUCUUUAACAUGAGUACCAAACAUCUUCAACUCUGUAGAUUUAUGAAAAAUGCGAGUGCGUUUGCCAAGAAGGACUACAAAAGAGCUGCAGCUACCGCCUCUCGUGUACUGCAGUUGGGACUGGUUCUUGGGUUUCUACUGGCGGUUAUACUUGGAGCAGGAUUGCAUUUCGGAGCAAGACUAUUUACGAAAGACGAUGAAGUCUUACACUUCAUUAGCAUAGGACUUCCAUUUGUGGCAGGAACACAACCAAUCAAUGCUUUAGCGUUUGUGUUCGAUGGAGUUAACUUUGGAGCAUCUGAUUUUGGUUACGCCGCAGCUUCAUUAGUACUGGUGGCUAUAGUUAGCAUUUUGUGUUUACUCUUUCUCUCAUCAACUCAUGGGUUUAUUGGGCUUUGGUUUGGUCUCACCAUUUACAUGAGUCUUAGAGCAGCCGUUGGAUUCUGGCGGUAA
Messenger RNA from Thlaspi arvense, 1803 nucleotides. The record is from the annotation of a GenBank genome assembly. Lineage: Eukaryota; Viridiplantae; Streptophyta; Magnoliopsida; Brassicales; Brassicaceae.